Messenger RNA from Cuscuta campestris, 1580 nucleotides. NCBI's taxonomy places the organism in Eukaryota, Viridiplantae, Streptophyta, Magnoliopsida, Solanales, Convolvulaceae. The record is from the annotation of a GenBank genome assembly.
CCACGGAUUUUUCACCCCCACCCCUUUCCCUUUCUCCUCCCCAACGACUCCGACCGCCAUUAAACUCUGCUCUUCUCAAGAAACCUCCCCCCCCCUUCCAUUAACAUUUGAAUUCAUAGUAACAAUGCCUUUUAGCCUCUGCAAUUUCACACCCAGUUUCAUCCACUUUUAGUUCGUGAUUGGAUUGAUUCUGCGAGAUGGGUUGUUGUUUAAGCACAAGAAGACCCCCUGCAGGUCCCAGCUCGCCGGAUCCGGUCAAGAUUGACAGAUCUGCGCCGCCGGUGGAGGAGGAAACCGUCAAAGAAGUCGUCUUGUCCGAGACCCACAUCUCAAAGCCCAUUUCUUUGCCGGAUGAGGAGAAGCAGGAGAAGAUCGGCAAUGGUGAGCUGAAAGAUGUUGACUUUGAGAAAGACAAGGCUGAGGUUGCCGGAGGCCGGCGGCGUGGUGGCGUGGUUAAGGAGGAGGAAGAGGAGGUUGUCGUUUCUGAGCCUUCUGAAAUGUGUAGCUUCACUGAGAGUAUUUCCACGACGGCGACGGAGAGGCGGGAUGACGACGGAGAGGUCAACCAGAGGUCCCCUGCCCCGCCGAGGAAGCGGCGGGGGACCGGAGAUCUGGCCGGAAGGAGAGAGAGGAGUUUCAGGUCACCGGCGGGAAGAUCGACGCCGUCUCCGGAGAAGGGGAAUGCUCUGGCCUCGUCGAGAGGCGGCCAGAGCCGGUCUCGCGUGACGUCACAGAGGCGUAAUGCGGGUCCGCAAAAAGACGUUCCCCGAGACUGCGCCACCACGCGCCGGUCGAGAUCCCCUGCCACGCGCCGAGAGGUGGAUUCCCGUCGCAAUGUGAGGAACAAAAGCCCCGCCGUGGGGGAAAGUGGCCGUUCUCCGGCGAGAAGCGCAGAGCGCCACACCGGGGACGAUAAAUCGGAGACGCGUAACGCCGGCGCGGCGGAGGAGACCGGGGAGUCGCUGGAGAACCCUCUCGUUUCCUUGGAAUGUUUCAUAUUCCUCUGAGAAAUGUCAAAUCGGGGGCCAAGACGCUGUCGUUUCGGAUCUUCUACUGUUCAAAAUUAAUUUUUUUAUGUCGUUAUUAUGGUGUGAUUUUGGAUGCUGGAAAAGGGUCAAUCGGGCUUUAAAUUGGUACUCCCUCCGUCCUAAUUUGACCUUCCCACAUUGACUAAAACUCAUUUUUAAGGGAUUGCUUAUUUUUACUUUGACUUCCAACUUUACCCCUCCUUAUAAACUUUGAAUAAAAAAAGUAAGGCAUACAGUUUUUCCACGAAGGAUGGCUUAACAUUCGCCAAGGCUAUUAACAAGGAAGCUUUUAACACUGUUGCCGCCGCUUUGCUACUCCCGAUGACGAAGCCAUCGAGAUCUUCCAGGCCUUUUCCAAAGAGGUCAGCAAACGCUUGCUAGAUGCCGUCAAAUCCGGACCCGCUUCUUCCAUGCCGGAUAAUAAGCCAUCUGUGAGCCGAUGAUGAUUAGAUCUAGUCGUGCCGUGCCGGAUAUGUAGCCAUCGCCGCCGAUUCGUAAUGUAAAUUGACCAAAUCCAUAUAAAGGUGGGCCGAUGAUGAUUAGAUCUAGGAU